This is a messenger RNA of Andrographis paniculata, 1044 nucleotides long. Its product is annotated as transcription factor bHLH149-like. The transcript has 2 exons. Gene Ontology annotation, biological process: regulation of DNA-templated transcription. Lineage: Eukaryota; Viridiplantae; Streptophyta; Magnoliopsida; Lamiales; Acanthaceae. Bases 216 to 821 code for a protein of 201 amino acids. The record is from RefSeq and is a predicted model, not a curated record. Gene Ontology annotation, molecular function: protein dimerization activity.
UUCCCAUUUUCUCGUUUCUAUUUCAUUUGCAGCUCUUCAUCACAUCCUGCCCUAAAUACCUCUGCCUUUUCACUUCCCUCCCCCUCCAAUCCCAAAUCGUCUGUUUUCAAUCUUUCUUACGUGAUUUCUGACUCGAAUUAUUGAUCAGGUGAGAUUUCUGAAUCUGGAAUUUGAAAAUUCGGAAGGAAGGAAGGAAGGAAGUUUGAUUUCUGGUUAUGGCGGAUUUGCUGAAUCCUGAUGCGAAUUCUAACCCUACCCGCAAGCGGAGAAAAAUUGGGUCCGAAUACCCGCCCCGAACCACCGCCGAAUCGGGUCCGCCGCGGUGGCGGACGGAAGCCGAGCGACAGAUCUACUCCUCGAAGCUCGUCGACGCCAUCCGCCACCUCCGCCGCCCCGACUCCGUCGACUCCACCGGCCGCGCCAUCCGCGACGCCGCCGAUAAAGUGCUGGCCGUCUCCGCCCGGGGUAAGACCCGCUGGAGUCGGGCCAUUCUCACGGGCCGCCUCCGCCUCCGCCUCGCUCACAUCAAUAAGCGCCACCGGAAAGCCGCUAAACCGGCCGCCGCCGAUUCAAGGACUAAAAAACCGGCGCCUCAGAAGAAACUCCCGCCGCUGCAGAGGAAAGUUAAAGUCCUGAGCCGAUUAGUUCCCGGCUGCCGGAAACUCUCGCUCCCGAAUCUUCUAGAAGAGACGACCGAUUACAUCGCCGCUUUGGAAAUGCAGGUCAAAGCUAUGACUUACCUAACCGGCCUACUAAAUGGCGGCGCCUCCGCCUCCACCACCGCCGCCGCCGCCGGCACCUCGGUAGCCGAUCGCGACUAGCUCGGCUUAGUUUUUUUAUUUUUUUUUGGGAAUUAUAUAUAUUUUUUAUGUGAAAUUUUUUAAUUAAAAGCUUAUAUUAAUAAUUGCGAAGGUUUAUUUCAAUAUUAUUAUUAUAUAAUAGCAUCUUAAUAUUAUAAUGUAAUUUUUUCGCCGCCGCUCUCUCAUUUAUUUUAUUCUUAAAUGAGUAAUUAUUCUCACUUUUGUAUGUCUUCAUUUUACAUUU